Messenger RNA from Camelus dromedarius (Arabian camel), 5485 nucleotides. RefSeq names its product NLR family pyrin domain containing 3 (gene NLRP3). Gene Ontology annotation, biological process: negative regulation of acute inflammatory response; inflammatory response; negative regulation of non-canonical NF-kappaB signal transduction. Bases 1739 to 4852 code for a protein of 1037 amino acids. The transcript is spliced from 10 exons. The record is from RefSeq and is a predicted model, not a curated record. Lineage: Eukaryota; Metazoa; Chordata; Mammalia; Artiodactyla; Camelidae. Gene Ontology annotation, cellular component: NLRP3 inflammasome complex; cytoplasm. Gene Ontology annotation, molecular function: sequence-specific DNA binding; DNA-binding transcription factor binding.
GGACGGGAACCGCAAUCGCAAUCGCAGCUUACGCCCACGGCUCAACAAUUGGCCAAGCAUUCCCCCAGGGAGUGUUUAAAUGGGAUGCAUACUAGAAAGUGAGCAUCUUUAGAAACCAAGGAACAGAGGAGGUAAAGGUCAGAGCGAAGUGCGCUGAGGUAAGAGAUAGGGGAGCACAGAGGAGAGGCAGAGUCCUGGUAUGGAUGGGAAGGUUGAUGGAGUAGGACCUGGGAGGGUCUGCAGAGCUGGGGAGUCCCUGGAGUUCCCCCUCCCCUCCCAUCACCUGCUAAAUACAUAAGGGGAUAGAUUUGGGGGCGGGGGCGGGGUGCAUGAGGCCAGGAGUGAAGAGGCAAGAAUGGAGAUGGAAGGAGAGAGGAGCAUGACUGAGAUGUCAUGAACAUGAAACUGCGGUCUUUAUAAAUUCCAGCUUGGAGAUUCCUGCAGCUUCAGGGGCCUUCCCGCUUCCUUUAGCAUCACUUACGGCUUUGGGCUGAUGUCUUGCUUUACAAAUUCAGUGAUAUGAAGGGAUCAAUCCGAAACAAAGCCAGCGCAUUCCUCCAUCCAAAAUCUAGGAGAUGUGUAUGAUCAAAAGACGUAUAGCGUCGGAUUUAUAGUCUUUGCGGAACUCGAAGUCUAGUGAGGAAACCUGAGUGGGUGAACACUGUAACAGAAGACUGCCCAUGUUAGAUCCUGGGAAAGGGCUGCUUUUUAACCACCUAUUUUAUUGUCUUUAUUUCUCCUCCUGUCUGUCUGAGAUACCUACUUAUAUGGCAGAAGAAAUGGUCUCACACAUUUUCAGGCGGAGAAAAGUGCAAUAUUAGGGGCAUGGCUCAGGAAUCAGUGACCCUGGUCUAAAUCCUGGCUUUGCUCCUUCCUGUGUCACUCAGCCUGAGACUCAGUCUCUACCUCCACAAAACGGUGCUAAAAAUACAAAGCACCUCAUCCGGCUUGGUGUGGGCUAGAUGACAAAAGGUAUCAGUGUGGCACCUUGCCCAUGAGAAGCCCACAAUAAAUGUGAGUGCUAAUAUCAAUUUUGAUUGUGAAUUUUGCAAAGAGACAUUAAAGAAAUGUGUCUGUCAUUCUCCCUUAAGCAUCUCAACACCAUCUCAUUUCAGUUUUCAUCAGUCCAUGGACUGAUAAAGGGCUGUUGCAGACCAUCCCCUCCUCGGCAUGUUUCUCUCUCCUUGUCUGUCUCUAGUUGCUCUUGUUAUCACCAUAAUUACUCAUUUCCUGGCCCAUUUCUUCUUUUGUCCCUCAUUCAUCUGUCCUCGGGUCAAAACAGAAACGAGAAACCAGAGUCUUUCAGUUGGAAGGAAUGCGAAAAACAUCUUUGCCACUCUGGCAUUUUAUAGAUGAGGAAACUGAAGUUGAGGGAUAGUGAGGAGCUUGUCCAAGGUCGUGUAUACAUAGCCAGUAAUCACUGGGACCAAAGUUCUCUUGGCAAUUGGUCAAGCUGGCAUCAUGAGGUGGUUGAAGGCGCCCAUUGCGUUAACGUGAUUGUUUUGGGGGUUUAAUUAUUAUUUCUCUCCAAAGAGACAGCUUUCUUCCAUGGCUCAGGACGCACUCUUGGGUCGAGCCAAUAGGAAAACCUUCUGGUUCUUACAAGAUAUUGCGUACAAUUCCCUGUGCCAUACAGGGUGCACUUUUAAAAAGACUUCUUACGCAUAUGCUGUUUUCACCACCUGACUUCCCAGCGUGGACCUAUGCUCAGGGACUCUGACCAGGGCUGCAUCCAAGCAUGGCAAGCAUCCGCUGCAAGCUGGCUCGUUACCUGGAGGACCUGGAAGAUGUAGACUUUAAGAAAUUCAAGAUGUACUUAGAAGACUAUCCUCCUCAGAAGGGCUACGUCUCACUUCCUCGGGGUCACACAGAGAAAGCAGACCAUGUGGAUCUAGCCACUCUGAUGAUCGACUUCAACGGGGAAGAAAAGGCGUGGGCCAUGGCCACAUGGAUUUUUGCUGCAAUCAACAGGAGAGACCUUUACGAGAAGGCUAAGAGGGAGGAGCCAGAAUGGGACAAUGCCAAUGUUUCUGUGAUAUGCCGGGAAGAAAGCCUUGAAGAGGAGUGGAUGGGUUUACUCGGAUUCCUUUCCAGAAUCUCUGUUUGUAAAAAAAAGAAAGAUUACUGUAAGAAGUACAGGAAUCACGUGCGAAGCAGAUUUCAGUGCAUCAAAGACAGGAACGCCCGUCUGGGUGAGAGCGUGAACCUCAACAAGCGUUUCACCCGGCUGCGUCUCAUCAAGGAGCAUCGGAGCCAGCAGGAGAGGGAGCACGAACUCCUGGCCAUUGGGAGGACCUCGGCCAAGAUGCGGGAUGGACCUGUGAGCUCCAUGAACUUGGAGACGCUGUUUGAUCCCGAGGACCAACACUCUGAUCCUGUGCACACGGUGGUAUUCCAGGGAGCAGCGGGCAUCGGGAAGACAAUCCUGGCCAGGAAGAUCAUGCUGGACUGGGCCUCAGGGAAGCUUUACCAGGACAGAUUUGACUACUUGUUUUACAUCCACUGCCGGGAGGUGAGCCUCGGGACCCAGAGGAGCCUGGGGGACCUGAUCGCCAGCUGCUGCCCUGACCCAUACCCACCCAUAGGCAAGAUCGUGAGCAAGCCUUCCCGGAUCCUCUUCCUCAUGGACGGCUUCGAUGAGCUGCAAGGUGCCUUUGACGAGCACACGGAGGCCCUCUGCACGAACUGGAAGAAGGUGGAGCGGGGAGACAUUCUCCUGAGCAGCCUCAUUAGAAAAAGACUGCUCCCCGAAGCCUCCCUGCUCAUCACCACGAGACCGGUGGCCCUGGAGAAACUUCAGCACUUGCUGGGCCGGGCUCGCCAUGUGGAGAUCCUGGGUUUCUCAGAGGCCAAGAGGAAAGAAUAUUUCUUUAAGUAUUUCUCAGACGAGCAGCAAGCCAGGGAAGCCUUCCGGCUGAUUCAGGAGAAUGAGAUCCUCUUCACCAUGUGCUUUAUUCCCCUGGUCUGCUGGAUUGUGUGCACUGGGCUGAAACAGCAGAUGGACAGUGGCAAGAGUCUUGCUCGGACGUCCAAGACCACCACUGCCGUCUAUAUAUUCUUCCUCUCCAGUCUGUUGCAAUCUCAAGGAGGGAGCCAGGAGCACCAGGUCUCCGCCAACCUCCGGGGUCUCUGCUCGUUGGCUGCAGAUGGCAUCUGGAACCAGAAAAUCCUAUUUGAGGAGUGUGAUCUCAGGAAUCACGGCCUGCAGAAGGCAGAUAUGUCUGCUUUCCUGAGGAUGAACCUAUUCCAAAAGGAAGUGGACUGUGAGAAAUUCUACAGCUUCAACCACAUGACUUUCCAGGAGUUCUUUGCUGCCAUGUACUACCUGCUCGAGGAGGAGGAUCAGGGGGAGAGGAGGAACACACCGCGGAGCUGUUCCAAGCUUCCCACCCGGGAUGUGACCGUCCUUCUUGAAAACUAUGGCAAAUUUGAAAAGGGGUAUCUGAUUUUCGUUGUCCGUUUCCUCUUUGGUCUUGUAAACCAGGAGAGAACGUCCUACCUGGAGAAAAAACUGAGUUGCAAGAUCUCUCAGAAAAUCAGGCUGGAGCUGCUGAAAUGGAUCGAGGCGAAAGCCACGGCCAAGAAGCUACAAGCUGAGCCCAGCCAGCUGGAACUGUUCUACUGUUUGUAUGAGAUGCAGGAGGAGGACUUUCUGCAAAGGGCCAUGGUCCAUUUCCCCCAAAUUGAGAUCAACCUCUCCACCAGAAUGGACCACGUGGUUUCUUCUUUUUGCAUUGAGAACUGUCGCCAUGUGGAAUCACUUUCCCUGAGGUUGCUCCAUAACUCACCCAAGGAGGAGGAGGAGGAAGAGGAGGAGGAGAAAGGGGAGGAGGAAGGGGUUCAAUACUCUGAAGUGGACCACUGUGUCCCCUCCGAGCCCCCUGUUGCGUAUUCUCAGCGGUUGGUGAACUAUCUCACUUCCAGCUUUUGCAGGGGCAUCUUCUCAGUUCUGAGCAAUAACUGGAACCUCACUGAAUUAAACCUCAGUGGCAAUAAUCUGGGAGACCCAGGGAUGAAGGUGUUAUGUGAAACACUCCAGCAACCUACCUGCAACAUUCGCAGACUGUGGCUGGGGCAGUGCUGCCUUUCCCACCAGUGCUGCUUCAACAUCUCCUCAGUGCUGAGCAACAACCAGAAGCUGGUGGAGCUGGAUCUGAGCCACAACGCCCUGGGAGACUUCGGGAUCAGGCUUUUGUGUGUGGGACUCAGGCAUCUCUUCUGCAAUUUGAAGAAGCUCUGGUUGGUCAGUUGCCAUCUCACAUCAGCCUGCUGUGAGGAUCUCGCGUCCGUCCUGAGCACCAAACACUCCCUGACCAGACUCUACUUGGGAGAAAAUGCCCUGGGAGACUCAGGAGUUGGAAUAUUAUGUGAAAAAGCAAAGAAUCCACAGUGUAACCUGCAGAAACUGGGGUUGGUGAAUUCUGGCCUCACAUCAGGUUGCUGUCAGGCUCUGUCCUCAGUGCUCAGCGCUAACCAGAAUUUCACGCACCUUUACCUCCGGGGCAACGCUCUUGGAGACAUGGGGGUCAAGCUCCUCUGUGAGGGACUCCUGCACCCCAACUGCAAGCUUCAGAUGUUGCAGUUAGAUAACUGCACCCUCACCUCACACUGCUGCUGGGAUCUUUCCACACUGCUGACCUCUAACCGGAGCCUGCGAGAGCUGAGUCUAGGCAGCAACGACCUGGGUGACCUGGGGGUGAUGCUACUCUGUGAAGUGCUGAAACAGCAGGGCUGCCUCCUGAAAAACCUGAAGCUGUGUAAAAUGUAUUUCAAUUAUGAUACAAAAUGUGCGUUAGAAACACUUCGAGAAGAAAAGCCCGGGUUGACCAUUGUCUUUGAGCCUUCUCGGUAGUGGCGGAAGCAGGGAUACCAGAUGCCAGUGCUCUUUGCCCCCCCCCCCAACCCCCCGCCAUCGAGCUAUGAGCGGGGUGGUAGUCAGUGCUCCUCCAUCAGAGUUAAGACCACCUCUCUGCAAUUCUUUGGCUCCAGGGUGGGAGAGUGAAAGCUUGCUGACAGUGCCUUUGUAUAGAGAACACGAGGUACCUCUGGGUUGAAGACACCAGGGGAAGAAAAUCAUCUAAAUGGUAACAGUUCUCAUCACAGUGCGUCAGUCAGAGGACGAGUUCCUCCUGGUGACCUCAUAUAACGAACUCAUUCAAUAAAACACUUUUUCUUUCUUUCUUUCCUUUUACUCUAACUCUCCUUUCCCUUGUAUCUUUCCACCUCUUCUUUGUUUUCUGUUUACUUUUAACCAUAUCAUCCCUUCUGCCAUCUUUCUCUUAACUGACCAUAACAGAAUGGGUUAACUGUAUAUUAUGUUGCAAUUUUGUGGCAGCCAACUUAUUUAUUUUUAAUUUUUGAACAGUUGUAUUUUCUAAUAAAUUAAUUCAUGUUUAUUGUAUUAUAGCUGAUUGAAGAUUCACAAAAUAUAAAACCUUUUUGUAUUUAUUAAGUUACAUUGUUUCCUUUCCUUAAUUAAAAAAAG